Eutrema salsugineum is the source of this 1004-nucleotide messenger RNA. RefSeq names its product probable carboxylesterase 3. Gene Ontology annotation, molecular function: hydrolase activity. Lineage: Eukaryota; Viridiplantae; Streptophyta; Magnoliopsida; Brassicales; Brassicaceae. The record is from RefSeq and is a predicted model, not a curated record.
AUGAACUCUGAUCUUACCACAGACCAUCUUCCGUUCAUCAGAAUCCACGAAAACGGCAGUGUAGAACGACUUAGCGGAAACGACAUCGUUCCAGCUUCACUAAACCCACAAAACAACGUCGUUUCAAAAGACGUCAUAUACUCACCGGAUCAUAACCUCACCGUUCGUCUCUUUCUCCCUCAUAAAUCCCCAAAACUCGCCGCCGGUAAAAAGCUACCACUGCUCAUCUACUUCCACGGCGGAGCUUACAUCGUGGAGUCUCCUUUUUCCCCUGUUUACCACAACUACCUCACGGAGGUUGUCAAAACCUCCAACUGCCUCGCCGCGUCGGUUCAGUACCGCCGUGCGCCGGAGAAUCCGAUUCCGGCGGCGUACGAUGAUUCGUGGUCAGCGAUUCAGUGGAUAUUUUCUCACUCCAAUGGAUCCGGUGAAGAGGAUUGGAUCAACGAAUUCGCCGAUUUCGACAGAGUUUUCGUCGCCGGAGAUAGCGCAGGAGCUAAUAUAUCGCAUCACAUGGCGAUCAGAGCCGGGAAGGAGAAGAUUAAACCUAGAAUCAAAGGAGUUGUUAUGGUGCAUCGUUUUUGGGGGAGAGAUCCGAUCGACGAGAAAGAUGUGCAAGACGAAGGAAUCAGGAGAGGAAUUAAGGAGAUCUGGGAAAAAAUCGUGAGUCCGAAUAGUGUUGAUGGAGUGGAUGAUCCGUGGUUAAAUGUUGUUGGAUCCGGGUCGGAUAUAUCCGGGUUGGGGUGUGAGAGGGUUUUGGUUGCGGUGGCUGGGAAAGAUGUGUUUGGGCGGCAAGGAUUGGCUUACGCGGCGAAGCUGGAGAAGAGUGGAUGGGAAGGAGAUUUGGAAGUGGUUGAAGAAGAAGGAGAAGGACAUUGCUUUCAUCUACGUAACCUUAAUUGUGAAAAUGCUUUGAAAUUGAUGAAGACAUUUCGGGAGUUUAUCAUAUACCGUUGAAAGAGAGUAUUUAAAUUUUUCUUUUUCUUGUUGCUCAAGUAUGGAAU